AUGUUCAAUUUAAUCACCUCGACGACGGGAGAAAGAGGAGGAAGAGGAGGAGGCGCGAAAAACACGAACAACAACAACAACAACAACGAGGUCGCGCUCGUGUCUUCGUCGUCUCAGCGAGCGGCCAACGAGCUUCAAAAGAGGAAAAAUACGAGCAACGCGACGACGGCAAACAACGUGUUCGACUCGAUCCGCGGCGACGUCAACUUGGAACUUCGCACGACGCAGACCUGGGGUUUAGGUUUAUCGGGAGGGGGGAGGCCUCGCGUGACGACGUUCGGGCAGCCGAGCAGCUCCAUGUGCUCGAUCAAAGACGCGGCGGAAAAGCUCGAGCAGGACAGGAAGAAAGCGAGGCAAGAGUUACUUUUGAUGACGCAGAAAUUGGAGGAAUACGAAAAGACGGAGAGAACGAUGGGGAGAAAUUUAGAGAGCGAACGAGAGAUGACGUCGAAAUUACGCGCGAGUUUGAACUCCGCGAACAGGAGGAUUGGCGAGUUGAGCGAGAGAUUCAAAGCGGUGGAAGGCGCGCACGAGGAAAUACGCGACCGGUUGGCGCGCGCGGAGAAGGCGGAAAAGACGUGCGAUGAGAACUUGACGUUCGCGCAAGACGCGUUGACGGACCGGUUGGAAUGCGACGAGAAGUAUUUGAAAGCGUUGAAAACUUCCAUCAAAGAGAGAGACGGGCUGUUCGCUGCGAACGAGGAGUUGGUGAAGCGAGUCGAAGCGUUGACGGUGAGCGAGCGCGAGUUGUUCGAGAAAGUCGCGAAGAAAGAGGAGAAGGUGAAGGAAAUUCUCGAGGAGAAGGAAGGCGCGUUGGCGCAUUUACGGAAGAAAGCGGAACACGAGAAGGACUUAUUGCAUCGCGCAACGGGCUCGGAGAAGAAAGCGAUGGAUCUGAAAGACAGCUUUGAGGCGUUGUUGAAAGUAAACGUGGAAAAAGACGAGGCUCUUAUCGCUCUACGAAAGGAGAAGGAGAAAGCGACGACGAAGAACGAAGGGGAACUGAAGAAGCUAAGUGGAGAGUUGACGAAAUUAAAGGAUACGUACGAAAAAGAUAAGCUGAAGUGGUGCGAAUCUGUGGACACGGAGCGUUUGGAGGUGCAAAAGACGAAAGAUGCGUUGGAAAAGGUUUCAAAGGCAUUGGAGACGGAAACAAGGCAGCUCGAAGCGGUGAACGCGACGCUUCGCGAGAAAGAGGAGCAGUUGUUCGAGUUCGAACUUGAACGAAACAAAGCAAAAGAUGCAUUGUCAGAGCGCGAGAACGAGAAGAAACGGCUGGAAAAGGAACACGCGGAGAAGCUGGACGAUUUAGAGGAUAAGUACGAAAAGGAGAAGAGGGAGAUCCGAGAAGAGCAAAAUCGAACCGUGGAAAAGACGAGGAAACAGUUGACGGAGAAAAACGCGGAGUAUAUAAGCACGAAAGCGGUGCAGAAUCGCGAGGAGAUUGAAAGGGUAAAAGAAAGCGCGAGAAAAGAUAUCGAUCGCGCGAACGCAAACUUAAUCGCGAAGGAAGAAGAGUGCGAGAAGCUGGAGAGCGAGAUUGCUGAGUUGAAAAGAGACGCAAAGCUUCGCCAGACGGCGUACGAGGCGCAACUCGAGAAUUUGCAAAAACAAAGUAAAGCGACUGCCACGAAAGCUACGGACGAAAACAACAACAGUUCAGACGAGGAUGAAGAGAAUUUCAACGAUGGCAUUGAUCAGCUGAGAGGAAAAGCACCGGCUCCAACGCAGAAGAGCGCUCUCAAACAACGAGAUCAACAAAAAUCCACGUCUAAAUCGACGAAAUCGACCAAGUUUACUCUCGAUCCAGACGCAGAUAAUUUUUACGACGCGCCCGUUGGCGAUAAACCAACAGUUGAAAAACCUCCAGCGUCGAAAAGUUCUCGUCGUCGACGCGUGACAAUCCAAAGUCAUGAUAUGGAGGAAGGCCACGCGAACGAAAACGACGUCGAGACGCAAUCCAUGGAGAGAACGGCGACAGCGACGGCGAGGAAGACGAAGAAGAAAUCCGAAGCUCCUACUAAGAGCAAACCAUCGGCGACAACACUGGUAGAACUAGCGACGCACGUUUCAAGAGGCCGCGUACGAAAGUCGACGACGGGAGCUUCCCGAAAUAACCAACACGCUCCAUCUGUGGCGGUGCUGAAAAAGAAAACACCGACGCCUCCGCCGGCGUCGUUGCUAUCGCACCAACAACGCAAAGCUACGCUCAAGACGAAGAAGUCUCCCGCAAAAAACGCACUUUUACGCGCAAAGAUUUUGCAAAAUGCGCACAACGACGACGAUUCCAGCGCUGAUGACGCCGUCGACGACGAUGGUCUCGAGGGCCUCGAUCCCUUUGCGUUUGCGGAUGAUUAA
This is a messenger RNA of Bathycoccus prasinos, 2358 nucleotides long. Its product is annotated as PREDICTED: similar to Stretchin-Mlck CG18255-PA, isoform A. The coding region runs from base 1 to 2358 and encodes 785 amino acids. The record is from RefSeq and is a predicted model, not a curated record. The transcript has a single exon. NCBI's taxonomy places the organism in Eukaryota, Viridiplantae, Chlorophyta, Mamiellophyceae, Mamiellales, Bathycoccaceae.